Messenger RNA from Marasmius oreades (fairy-ring Marasmius), 1372 nucleotides. RefSeq lists its product as uncharacterized. The transcript is spliced from 4 exons. NCBI's taxonomy places the organism in Eukaryota, Fungi, Basidiomycota, Agaricomycetes, Agaricales, Marasmiaceae. The coding region runs from base 97 to 1233 and encodes 378 amino acids. The record is from RefSeq and is a predicted model, not a curated record.
GGCCGACGGAUGGAGUAAAUCUUUUUGUAUUGCUCGGGUUGAAGGGAACCGAUUCAUGCAAGUCGUUUUCCUGUCACUAAAGCGUUUGCUUAGAAGAUGUCUCCCACUCUCGUCAAGCUCAAGCAUUUACUAGCGCUUCUGGAACUACUUCCAAGUUAUACACCCCACUUGAAGCUCGGUGCUAUUGCAAAAAUCAUUCUAACGACACUCUUGGUCCUCAAUAUCCGCGCUUUUCCUUUCGUAUGGCACUUCAGAGUUUUCCGACCAGUCUACUACGUCUGGGCCGAACUAUAUCUCAUACGAUUGAAAACAGUCUUCAAAUCGCCCUCGCAAAAGAGGCUGGCUAUUGACAAGUGGAUGGAGCAGAGGUCACCUAUUGGAAUGAGCCCGUUCGAGUUCAGAGGGACGUUUAGGUCUUGGGCUAGUAUUGACGAAAGCGAUUACAACUUCCAUCUCAGCAAUUCCAGCUACGCGAAAGUCCUCGAUGGUGCACGUUUCAAGAUCGCAAUACAGUUGUUCCCUCAGUUCUUCCGCGCUGGUGGAAGGAUGGCAUUAGCAGCAACCCACUUCUAUUUCAUACGCGAGAUCCCGAUUCUGGCAAAGUAUGAAGUGAGAAUGACGAUUGGUGCAUGGGAUGAGAAAUGGGUCUACGUCAUUUGUCGCUUUGUUACAAACCGCAAACGACCUCGGAAGAACGCUACCCCCCAGAAAACCUCCGAAGGAACGCAUUCCCUCAUACAUGCUCCCAUAGACGACACCAACAGUGGUUCAUCCUCUUCCGCUACGCCUCUUCCUUCCCAAAUGUCCGAUAACUCCGAUAACAUCGUCAAAGCCCUUACUGCGAAACUCGUCACCGAAGAACCAGACGGGUCAACUCUCCACACUGUAUCCAUCUCUCAGAUGUGUUACAAAGUCGGUAGGAUCACUGUUCCGCCGGUCAUGGUGUUUGCUUCAAAUGGGAUGUCUGGGCCACCGCCUCCAACGUCAGAACUGCAGCAACAGGCAUCUGAGAGGUACUCACAUACGAAUCCACCACCGCAUUGGAGAUACGUAAGAGAGAAGUCGGUUAAGCAAAUGAACGAGUUGUUCAAGGGCGGGUGGAAGUCUACUCCGCCUGAAGAGAGAUGGUGGGAACAGGCGAUGGGGAGCAUUGCUGAGGAGAAGAGGUUGGAGAGGUUGGAGGUUUUGGGGAGGUUAAGGAAGGCUAUGGAAGGUAUGAGGGAUAUGCGGUAGAGAUGUAGUGGGGCAUCUAUUGGAUAUAUAUAUUAAAUAGAAUUAGAAUUCUCUGUCGAGGCCAGGAUACGGGCUCUUACAUUCCUUCACAGUUUACGAUCAGUUAAUAGCCAAUCUUGAUUUACAAGUCAGAUGUAAA